AUGGCGGGUACCGGCUCCUCAGCAACAGAACCACCCUUUUCCUGCGGAUCCCAUGAUACUGCAAUAUGUGUCGUUCCUCCAAGAUCGUUAUGGGGGACUGUUGAUCGAUUACGGUCGCUCUACGACAAGGCCUAUGAAAAGUGGCCGCCUCACAUAAAUCUGGUUUAUCCGUUCGUCAAGGUCGACAGCCUCGAGCAAGCGUCAGCGCGAAUCUCAUCUUGCCUAGCAGCAAGCAAUGAGAUCCGCAAUGGCACAUUUCCUGUCUCACUCAACGCUGUUGACGUGUUUUCACAUCGACAUGACAACACCGUCUUUGUCCAUGAUAACGACGCGAGUCGGACGUCGAGAUUAGAGAGCCUCCGAAAUUUGGUGCUUGAGGCAUUGGGUCAACGUGGUAGUGCAUACCGUAUGCAUUUGACUAUUGGGCAAAGCGAGGACAUCAGUUCGGCACCACACGGAUUCUUAUUGCAAAAGGCAAGCCUGAUCCCUGCCCUCAAUUGGGAUGUCCAAGAACUCUGUCUUCUGGUCCGCGAACGCACACACAUUGACGGCAAUUCAUCCAGUCGCAUGAAGGUAUGGGCCACCAUCAGCCUGAAGGAUUUUUCAGUCCACCGAAUGUCCCCUACUGCCGAGCUCUAUGAGGGAAUACGGCUCAAGGCGCCUUCGGACGAACUUCAAGAGUGUAUCACUGGGAAUAGUGACAGAACCUGGCCACCAUUUUAUUACUCCGCCGGGGCUCAGGCAUGGAAGCCCCACCAUACUACAGUUACGGAAGAAGAACGAGACACGCCAGAAAAUGUUCGCAUCGCGAGCUAUAACGUGCUGGCUGAGUUUGAAUACCCCCCGUCACACUUGCGAUAUCCUCUUCUACUUAAAAAUAUACUCGACGAAGCGGCGGUGGCGGAUGUGUUGGUUCUUCAAGAGGUUACGGACGAUUUUCUCAUCUAUCUACUGCAGGAUGGUGCAAUACGCCGGGAGUAUCCCUUUGUAUCACACGGACCGCCAGAUCAAGAAGACAUCGACCCCCUACCAAGUCAUUUGAACGUUGUGGUCUUAAGCAAGUGGUCUUUCUCGUGGAAAUGGAUAUCCUUUCGAAGAAAGCACAAGGGCUCCGUGGUUUUGCAAUUCGAUCACCUUGGAAAACGUGUCGACGAUACCUUCGUUCCCGUUAUCUUGGCCACUGUCCAUCUUACAUGCGGGCUCACAGACGGCUCAGUCGCUGCCAAGAAAAUUGAGUUGCAAAAUAUCAUCAAGUAUUUAACAGAGGCCUACCCGCACAACCCCUGGAUCCUAGCUGGUGAUUUCAACAUCACAACAAGCACUUAUACGAUCGGAGCGGCAUUGCAGAAAAAAGCAAUAUCAUCGCAGACUGCGAAGUACCUCGCCAACCUCGAAACCAUGCUGACAGAGUCCGGCUUGUCAGACACGUGGAUGAUAGCCCGGCUCGAGAACCUCGCGUUGAUGCCAAGCGAUGAUGACCAUCAUCUAAACCUCUCAGAUGCGUUUGAGGGCGAAGAAGGCGCCACGUUCAACCCGGUAGUAAAUGAACUUGCUGCUGCCAUCGUUGGGAGUGGUUUCAAUAAUCGACCCCAGCGGUACGACAGGAUUCUGGUCAAGAGUGCUGAAACGUUCUCCAUCAGCGGCUUCAAUAUGUUUGGUCAACAUGCUGGAAUAGCAGACGAAAACCCGCAGGAAUACUCGUCUAGCGAUCAGAAAAUCGUUCACUUGGGUUUUGCAAGUGACCACUGGGGAGUCAGGUGCUCGUUAAAAGUGUCUUCGGAAAGGCCGCAACCAUCGAUCGAAGAAACUACAAAACCAACUGUCGCUAUGCAGCUAACUCCAGGCCCAGAAAGCCUCGCCAAACCUUCAGAGUUGAGGAAGUGCCUCGCUGAUCGAAAUAUCAUUCCUUCCGAAAUCGACAUGGAAACGAGGGAGCAAGCCUUGCAGCUUCUUGAGGACAUCUUGUUGGAGGAUGGAUCAGAGGCCACUAUGUAUCAGAGUCGACUGGGACAACGGUUUGUGAUCGUUCCUGUUGGCUCCUAUGGCUUAGGCGUCUGGACCACAUCCUCGGAUAUUGACUGCCUCUGUAUCGGCCCUAUCAGCACAAAGACUUUCUUCGCUCUAGCUCGCCAGAGGCUCCGGAAGGCCAGCUCGAGAGACGUCAAACUUCUUAGGCAGGUUAAUGCAAACUCUGGAACGAUGCUCGAACUAGAAGUUCUCGGAAUCAAGAUGGAUUUGCAGUACUGUCCAUCAGCACUCAUAGCCGAGACUUGGCCCCAAGCUAUGAAACUGCCUCCAAGUAGCCCUGUAUUCACGCUGCCGACACAAACACUGGCCAAGCUGAAGCCUGUUCGCGAUUUGUAUUACCUCCGACAUACGCUACCGGAUCUUGCCGCCUUCAGGUUCGCGUUUCAUGUAAUCAAGGCUUGGGCGAGGCAAAGCGGUAUUUACUCAGCUCGAUUUGGAUAUCUGGGCGGGAUCCAUAUAUCGAUUCUACUUUCUCGAGUCUGCAAAUUACUUGCCAAGGAUGGAGGUUCUGCCUCUGUACCGUCCAUCAUCACAACGUUCUUCCACCAAUAUGCCAACUUUGAUUGGAAGAACCAGAUGGUAUUUGACCCCUUCUUCCAUAAACGCCUGCGCUAUGUAAGGACGUCUCGAGAGCCUCUGGCAAUUCUUGGAUUUCAUUCGCCUGCACUCAACACAGCUCACACGGCCUCGCUGCCCUCAGUGCGUACCAUUUCCGAGGAGCUUCAACGCGCAAACCAGCUCUUGUCGACAGAGGGUGCUCAGUGGUCCGAUUUCCUGGGUGAGAAAACUUCGGAUGGCUCUGCUGCUUUCCUGAAGAGCUUCAAGUCUUAUAUCAAGAUUGACGUGCAAUUCUGGGGUGUCUCCCUAGACCUUCAUCGCCGACUUCCGACCAUACACGCGAGAAUAUGGCCAGCACGGUUCGUCAAUGUCGACCAAGAGUCUUCUGACGAGGACAAGGAGUAUCAAGGAUACUAUCUAGUGGGUUUAGAUCAAAACGACGCAUCAUCGCCAGCCAUGUCCAAGGAGGACUUAAGGAUUGCGUUCGGUUCUCUCCAGACGGCGUUGCACAAGUUCGAGACGCAACUCAGGAGCGACGAGAAGUAUUUCGAUCCUAAAACAUCCUGGAUGAGCGCAUCAGUUGUUAAUCAGUCUCAAAUCGGUGACUUGAAACUUGACCACCGCGAAUGGGGAGAGUAUACGCUCGGGGAUGAUGAGGAAGAGGAUGAUGAGGAUGAGGAAAUCCUUGAUGCCACAGAAGACUACAGCGAGGCUGAUUCAUCAACUUCAAGGAAAAAGAAGGCCAUCGAGAAGGAGCUGCCCGCCAGACCGGCGUAUUCUGGGAAGUUUCGAUCUUCUGCCGAUGUGAUUAACCGCAUCCGCUGGGACCCCAACAUGGACAGCAGUGACUACAUAGUCGGUUAUGAGGACCGUUUCUUGGGAAUCAUGGAGAGAGAGUUGGAUCAGUGGAAAGCAGAGCAGACUGACGAGGAAUUUAUCCCCCAACACCGCAUAAUGUUUUUCAAGCGCAAAAGCGAUGCGGUUGUUGUUUGGGACCGGCAGUCGAGGAGGGAUCAUAUAUUUGGGAGUGGCGUUAAGGACGAAUAG
Molecule: messenger RNA, 3633 nt
Organism: Neoarthrinium moseri
Lineage: Eukaryota; Fungi; Ascomycota; Sordariomycetes; Amphisphaeriales; Apiosporaceae
Exons: 2
Coding region: 1-3633 (1210 amino acids)
Cellular component (GO): nucleus
Molecular function (GO): poly(A) RNA polymerase activity
Source: RefSeq, a predicted model, not a curated record